AUGGAAACAAAGAAAUGGAAUGAGGUGUCACCAAAUGCAAUUUUGAUUGCUGAUAAAGAUAUUAUAAAGCAGAUUUUAGUAACAAAUGAAUUUCCUAAAAAUAAAAAAUACGAAUCAAUGAGAUUAAGUUCAGUUACUUUGCUAACAGCCACGGAUAUUAAAUGGCAUAAACAACGUCGCAAGUUGCUUUCUUCAGCAUUUUCUACCAAAUAUUUGGAUUCCCUUGAGCCAUUAAUUCAAUCAGUUAUCAAAAGUCUGAUAAAAAAGAUUAAUGUAACAUUAGAUGUGGAUUCAAAUGAUUCAAAUGGUACAGUGAUCAAUCUUGCAAAGUUGAUUCAUGAAUGUACUAUGGACAUUGUUGGGGAAACCGCUUUUGGAGGUUCCUUCAAGAUGAUCGAAAACGGGGAUCUUCCUUUAAUAAGGAAAAUUUUCGAAGAAAGGCGCAGACGAAGUUUGGUUUCAUCGUUUCCUAUAUUAAAACCUUUCAAGCCAGCUGAUCCAGAUUUAUUGAAAAAUCGUCGCCAAAAUUCUCGAAGGGAAGAUUUGUUACAAAUUAUGUUAGAUACUCAACAAGGUGAAGAAGGCAUGACGGAUAAUGAAAUUUACAACCAAAUUAUAGAAUUUUUAUUUGCCGGAAGUGAUACAAGCAGCUUCACAAUCACUAUGUUAUUUGCAAUGUUAAUGGAAAAUCCAACGAUUGAGAGAAAACUUGUUAGUGAAUUAGAUGAAGCAUUAAAAGAUGAUGAAUUAUCACAUAAAAAAUUGAAACCGUUGACAUAUUUGAACUGCCCAGGGAAAGUUACAACUAAAGAUUUGGUUCUUGAUGAUGUUAACGAAUUUAUUCCAGAACGUUGGUUAAAUCCUGAUAAAAUUCCCAAGGAUUGUUUUAUUCCUUUCUCUGCUGGUACUCGUAAUUGUAUUGGAAAUAAUUUUGCAUUGAUGGUUAUUCGCUUAUUAACAUCUACUUUAUUGAAGAUGUAUCGGUUUGAAUAUAUUUCUGGUCAAGAUAUGGAUGUGGUGCAAUAUCUUACUCCAAAUUUUAAAACUAAAAGAUAUGAUAUUCGAAUUUGGAAAAGAUAA
This is a messenger RNA of Diversispora eburnea, 1080 nucleotides long. NCBI's taxonomy places the organism in Eukaryota, Fungi, Glomeromycota, Glomeromycetes, Diversisporales, Diversisporaceae. The record is from the annotation of a GenBank genome assembly.